Messenger RNA from Saccharomyces paradoxus, 324 nucleotides. RefSeq names its product U2 snRNP complex subunit RDS3 (gene RDS3). The coding region runs from base 1 to 324 and encodes 107 amino acids. Gene Ontology annotation, biological process: mRNA splicing, via spliceosome. Gene Ontology annotation, cellular component: U2 snRNP; catalytic step 2 spliceosome; precatalytic spliceosome. Lineage: Eukaryota; Fungi; Ascomycota; Saccharomycetes; Saccharomycetales; Saccharomycetaceae. The record is from RefSeq and is a predicted model, not a curated record. The transcript has a single exon.
AUGUCCCGCCAUCAGUUUGAUUUAAUAAUGUGUCUGAAGCAGCCUGGUGUACAGACAGGUCUUCUCUGUGAAAAAUGUGAUGGCAAAUGUCCCAUCUGCGACUCUUACGUAAGGCCCAAAAGGAAAGUUAGAAUAUGCGAAAGCUGUUCGUUCGGUAAACAAGCUAAAAAUUGUAUAAUUUGCAACUUGAAUGCUGGCGUCAAUGAUGCAUUCUAUUGCUGGGAGUGUUGCCGCUUAGGUAAAGAUAAAGAUGGCUGUCCUAGGAUUUUGAACCUUGGUAGUAAUAGGCUGGAUAGACAUUUCGAGAAAAAGAAAAAAGUAUAA